This is a messenger RNA of Didymodactylos carnosus, 2367 nucleotides long. NCBI's taxonomy places the organism in Eukaryota, Metazoa, Rotifera, Eurotatoria, Philodinida, Philodinidae. The record is from the annotation of a GenBank genome assembly.
AUGUCUAAAAAAUAUUCAUCGUGGGCAUCGGGAGGUGCUGUUAAACAAGAUGAUUUGGAAAUGAAAUUAAGUUCCGUUCAAGGAAAAUCUGGACAAAACACUGGAGAAACUCCUGAACGAGUUCAAGCCAUUGUACCACAUACGUAUAUAAAUGUCGACGCACCACCUAACCUACCAAAUCAAUCAAUAACAGCUGAUACAUCAGAACGAACUAAGAUAUGGCCAACUGAAAAAUCACAAGAUUCUGUUGGCACUAAUUCGUCGACUAAACGGACGGUUAUGGCAUUAAAACACCGUCACAGUAAACAUCAUCAUAGACACCACCAUCAUGCACAUCAUCGUGGAAAACAUUCAGAUCGUAGAUAUAGAAAAUCGACUUCUCAACCACCACAAACAAAUUUUCUUCAACAAAAUGACCAAAAACAGCCGAUGGUCGUUUAUCGAGAAACACCAGUUGAUGGAAACAAUAACACGUCAACACAACAUUACACCAGCGAAACAGACGAUCAACAGUCACCACUCGUUGUGUAUCGAGAUGUCGCAUCAGACGGAACAUCACAGCUAUACUAUGAUGCUCAAGAAACGGCUGUACCAAACACCACUAUUCAACAAGAUCAAGAGUAUGUGAAAGACGACAUGAACAGAUUACCAGUAUUAAAUUCGAAAUUAAAUUCCAUUAAAAAACAAUAUACUCUCCAUCGUUCACCCUCUAUUAAUGAACGUCAAGUAGGCAAUUAUCCAUUUCUCACUCCACAACAAACAAUCAUUCAAACGACAAGUGGUGUACCUCAAGAAUACGAGAGCAUAUACUAUGAAGAAGAUUACGAUCAGCCGUUACAUUGUAUUCGAGAAUCAUACGUUCUUCAAUCAGAUCCUCUUUCUUCGUAUGUACAGUCUUCCGCUGAUACUCAAGUUAUUCAUCAUCAGCAACCAUCAAUUACUUAUUUAUCCCAACCGUCUAGCCAGCAGUAUCUUUGUAGUCCAUCAUCCCAAGCGGUUCAAACAGUUAUUGUGGCACAACAACCACAAACAACAUCAAUUCAGCCUACAUUUAUCAAUCAAAUGCCUAUUCAAACAACGAGGCAACAACCAUUAUUGUGUGUGCAAAGUCCUUUACAACAAACAGCAAGUGUUAUUUUACAGCAGCCACAACAAAUCCAGCAGCCACAAAUAAUUCAAACCUCUAUGUCUGUACCACAAAUUAUACAAGCCAUACAACCGCAGCAACUAGUGCAAGCGAUACAACCGCAGCAACUAGUGCAAGCGAUACAACCGCAGCAACUGGUGCAAGCGAUACAACCACAGCAACUAGUGCAAGCGGUACAACCGCAACAACUGAUCCAAGCGAUACAACCACAACAACUGAUCCAAGCGAUACAACCGCAACAACUGAUCCAAGCGAUACAACCGCAACAACUGAUCCAAGCGAUACAACCGCAACAACUGAUGCAAGCUGCAACAGUACUCCCAGCAAAUUUAUUGCAAUCAUUACAAGCAAGUCCUCAACUUCUUUAUCAACGUCCAUACGAUCCUGUAAUUAUUCCUAUGCAAAAUCAACAGAUUGCAAUUAGUCCAUUGGUUCCGCUUAGCCAACCGUCCUACGCGCCAGCACGCCUAGUUGCCCUUCCUCAGUCUUCAUUAUUAGCACAACAACAACAACGACCAAAUAUGUUUCAACAAGCUCUUGUGCGCACUGUAGCCGACCAGACAGGCCCUAUAUUUGGACAACAAAAUCCUACAGGCGGUCUAGGUCUUCUUUCACGUCCAGUUGUAGCAGCACCAUUGAUGGCCACAAGUACCGGCAUCAAUGCCAUUCGUAUGCCAAUGGUAAUGGGAGUUAAUUCAAAUCAGAUACAAAGACCAGUACCAAUGAUGGGUAUGACACAGCAGCAGAACUUUCCCAUUGUGCCUAUAAAUGGCUUACUGAUACCGUUCCAGCCAUCAAAUGUACAACAACCGCGCUUUCCAGGAAUUGCUCCAAAUCUUUAUUCGCCAAUUUCUCGAAAUCCCUAUUCGCCACUUGCUCGAAAUCUCUAUUCGCCAAAUAAUUACCCGCAACCCUAUCGAUCCUCUCUGGUAGAUUUUGCAGGUUUAAGACAGAAUCGUCAAAACCCUUUACUUCCCACAAUUGCUUCAAGAUAUGAUUACAAUCGAGCACCUUCUCCACCCAUUCUUUCAACAAAUGCUAUUAGACGACCAAACGACUUACUAGGCGGAACUUCGUCACCACCCAUAUCACCGUUGAUAACAGGAUCCCAACCGAACCAACCAAGUGUGAUUAAUUAUUCUCAGCCUCAAUUUGCAAGCUCUAGAGGUGGCUCGAUCAUGUCAAGACAAGCUGAUUAUGAUCGACUUUCUAAUAAUUAA